Molecule: messenger RNA, 1074 nt
Organism: Miscanthus lutarioriparius
Lineage: Eukaryota; Viridiplantae; Streptophyta; Magnoliopsida; Poales; Poaceae
Source: the annotation of a GenBank genome assembly
AUGGAGGCGCUCCACGAGGAGCUGCCCUUCGACCUCGACUUCCACCCGUCCUCACCCCUCGUCGUCACCUCCCUCAUCACCGGCGAGCUCUGCCUGUUCGGCUACGGCCCGGAGUCGCAGCCUGAGAGGUUAUUUUCGGUGAAAGCUCACAAGGAGUCAUGCAGAGCUGUUCGUUUUGUGGACUCAGGAAAAGUGAUUUUGUCGGGGUCAGCUGAUUGCUCAGUCCUUGCCUCAGAUGUAGAAUCAGGCAAGGCCAUUGCCCGCUUGGAGGAUGCACAUGAGAACGCCAUAAACCGCCUUGUCUGUCUUACUGAGUCUACGAUUGCCACAGGUGACGAUGAAGGCUGCAUUAAGGUAUGGGAUACCCGGGAACGAUCUUGCUGCAACAGUUUUGAAGUCCAUGAUGAUUACAUUUCAGAUAUGACCUAUGUGGCUGACUCAAAUCAGAUACUGGCCACAAGUGGGGAUGGAACUUUGUCUGUGAACAACCUGCGGAGGAAUAAAGUAAGGUCACGAUCUGAAUUUUCAGAAGAUGAGUUGCUAUCCUUGGUGGUAAUGAAGAAUGGUAAAAAGGUUGUUUGUGGAACUCCAAGUGGAGCACUCUUAUUAUAUUCAUGGGGAUACUUUAAGGAUUGCAGUGACCGCUUUCUCGGACACACGCAGUCAGUGGAUACAAUGCUGAAGCUGGAUGAAGAAACUUUGGUUUCUGGUUCAUCAGAUGGUGUGAUCAGAUUAGUGGGCAUCUUACCUAAUAGGAUAAUACAGCCACUUGCUGAACAUUCAGAAUAUCCCAUUGAGGCCCUUGCUUUCUCAAACGAUAAGAAAUAUCUCGGCAGCAUCUCACAUGAUAAAAUGCUGAAGCUCUGGGACUUGGAAGAACUCUUGAAUGGUCCACAGGUAGUCAAUGGAGACGAACCUGCCGAAGCUGGUAGCGAUGAUAGUGAUGACGAUAGCGAUGAUGAUGCGAUGGAUGUAGACAUGGCCGCAACUUCUUCUAAAGGGUCAAGGAGUAAAAAAGCGGGUAAAGGACAGAGUUCAAGUAGGCCGGCAUCGGAUUUCUUUGCAGAUCUAUAG